CGUAUGAACACAUGGGCAGUCCACCGGCAGCAGCGCAGCCGUACGCAAGCGUGCCGCCUCACGCGCCGUUUUUACGACAAAAAAUACUGUGAUAAAAAAACGGGUCGUACCUACCUUAUUAAUAGUCCUGCCAAAAUACGAGUUCUUAAAUUACACGCGGCAUUUAAACAUAUUUGUGUUUUUUACCACUGUAGGAGUGUUUUUCAGUCAUAGAACAAACCUAUUUUGCCACCUAUUAUUAAAAUAAACAUUGUCUCUCGUCUUUAUCGGUAACUAUAAUUAAUCAAGUGCUUAUUAAUUUAUUGAACAACACUGUGUCUUAUUUUUAUUUGGAUGAUGUGAGAAAACCCUAUCCUGAUCGACUCAUUAUCAUAACAAUAACAGAAGUGUGCCUAAGACUCAAGUAUGGAUUCAAAAAUAACAUUGAAGGAAAAAAAUCCUCACGACAAAGCCAACGUGAUCUCAAAGCUCUUCUUACUAUGGAGCUUCAAGUUAUUCCACCACGGCUACAAGCACGGGUUCACUAUAAACGACCUCUCCAAGGCCCGCGACGUGGACCACUCGGAGGUGCUGGGCGACCGGCUGGAGGCGGCGUGGCAGCGCGAGGUGGACACUGCCAAGCGGGAGGGAGGCAAGCCCUCGCUGUCCAAGGCCAUUGUACGCACCUUCUGGGUGGAGUACAUGAUGCUCGGCGUUCUCGUUGCCAUGCUCUUCAUAUUUAUACGGCCCUUACUGCCGUUCUCAUUAGGACUAUUCAUAGCUUACUUCUCUGGGGAGAAGAACGAAGAGACGUACAAGUGGGCACACAUUUACAAUUUCAUUGUAAACGCGUCGAGCAUAGUCACCUCUAUGAUGAUGCAUCACUUGUACCUGAGCCAGGGUUGUGUGGGCAUGCGCAUACGGGUGGCUUGCUGCUCCUUAGUCUAUAGAAAGGUAUUAAAGCUGGACAGCGUGGGGUUGAGCAAGACGGAGCCGGGGCAGGUGAUCAACCUGAUGUCGAACGACGUGAACCGCUUCGACCAGAUCGUGCUGUUCCUGCACUACCUGUGGGUGAUGCCGGUGGUGGUGCCCGUGGUCUGCUACCUGCUCUGGCAGAAGAUCCAGUGGGCCACGCUCGCCGCGCUCGGGGUUAUAUGCUUCCAGACUGUAUUUGUUCAAGCAUACCUCAGUAACAGACAAGGGGCGUACCGUGGAAAGAUCGCGCGACGAACAGACGAGCGAGUGAAGGUGAUGAGCCAACUGGUGAACGGAGUGCAGGUCAUCAAGAUGUACGCCUGGGAGAGACCCUUCGCCACACUCGUCGAGAAACUGCGCAGACAAGAGGUGCGCUUUAUUCUACGCACAUCGAUGAUAAAAGGAUUCUCUCUAGCUCUCUCAAUCCUGACGGAGCGGUUCAUGUUGUUCUUUGCCAUCCUCAUAUUCGUGCUGAUGGGCGGGCAGAUCCGCUCCGAGAUCACCUACUCCCUGGUGCAGUACUUCCAGCUGCUGCAGCUGGCCUGUAAUAUAUUCUUCCCGCUUGCACUCGCUCUGCUGGCUGAGACCAAAGUCACCAUCAGACGACUUGAGGAAUUCCUAAUGCUAGAAGAGCUGCCGACUAAGCUAGCAAUAACAGCAAACGGAAAAGAAACUAACGGCCUAACUGCAGUCAACGGUGAAAAAGAAAAGUUAAAGAUGGAGAAGAUUAAAUCCAAUUACACCGGCCUAGUACUGAACGGUGUGAGUGCUAGUUGGGAGCCGAACCCUAUAGUGGACACUCUGAUCAACCUGAAGUUCAGCGCCAAGCCAGGCCAGUUCGUUGGCGUGGCUGGACACGUUGGAGCUGGGAAGUCGUCGCUGCUGCAAGUGAUCCUGGGCGAGCUGCCGGUGUCGCGCGGCACGCUGUCGCUGGGCGGCGCGCGCGUGGCGUACGCGAGCCAGGAGCCCUGGCUCUUCGUGGCCACCGUGCGGCAGAACAUCCUCUUCGGACUGCCCUACGACCGAGUGCGCUACAAGAAGGUGGUUGCCGCGUGUGCUCUGACGCGGGACCUGGAGCUGUGGCCGGCGGGAGACGCCACGCUGGUGGGCGAGCGCGGGGUCAGCCUCAGCGGCGGGCAGCGCGCGCGCAUCGGACUCGCAAGGGCCUGCUAUAGAGAGGCGGAUAUCUACCUCCUAGACGACCCGCUGUCAGCGGUGGACACUCACGUGGGCAAGCACAUGGUGACGGAGUGCAUCCAGGGGCUGCUGCGGAACAGCACCGUCAUCCUCGUCACGCACCAGCUGCACCAUCUCCGCGCCGCCGACAACAUCGUCGUCUUGAGGAAUGGAGAGAUCGAGACGCAGGGUUCCUUCGAGCAGGUGUCGUCGUCGCCGCUGUUCGCCGAGUUCCUGGUGGAAGAGGACACGACCGAGGAACCGCUGACCCCGGUCACCGGCCGCGUGAGGCGGCGCACCAUCUCUGUGCAGUCUCAUGCCAGCGCGAGCACUAUAGCCGACACAAAAGCCAAUGAGGACAAUGACCAACAGGAAACCGACGAACUUAUUGAACAAAACAACGUGUCCAGCUCGGUGUACAUGGCGUACUUGAAGGCGGGCGGCGGCUGGGGCACGCUGCUGCUGACGCUGGUGCUGGCCGUCGCCAUGCAGCUCGUCACCUCCGCCAGCGACCUGUGGCUCACUUACUGGAUGAACAGUGUCGAAUCAAAUGUACACCUACACGAACCAAAACUGCUGAGCGAAGAUCCUUUUGUGAAUAAUACAACCCUCGAAACUACAACUGAUCUAGCAGAGACAACUUUAUCCAUAGAUGCUAACUCUAGUUUCGCUGAACCGAAUAUGACUGUGAUUGGGACCAUGGUGAAAACGGCCUUAGUGAUGACGAAUAUGACGAAAACGGGAGACGAUGAUUAUGUUGACACCACUUUCUACAUUUACAUUUGGGGUGCGCUUAUUUUAGCCAGCAUCGUGCUAACUUCUGGAAGAGCGAUCCACUUCCUGUGGGUGUGCACGCGCAGCUCCAUCUCGCUGCACAACGACAUGUUCCGCAACAUCCUGCACGCCACCAUGCGCUUCUUCGACACCAACCCCUCGGGACGGAUCCUGAAUAGGUUCUCCAAGGACAUGGGGAUUAUAGACGAGGUUCUGCCCAAGAUGUAUAUGGAGAGUGUUCAGGUGUUCAUGAUGAUGAUGGGUAUCCUGGUGAUGGUGGCGAUGGUGAACCCCUACAUGCUGCUGACGACGGCGGCGUGCGGCGCGCUCAUGUACCUGUGGAGCAUCCUGUAUCUCAACACCGUGCAGGGGAUCAAAAGGGUGGAGGGUGUGACCCGCAGCCCAGUGUUCUCGCACGUGUCGGCCAGCAUGGCGGGGCUGGGCACGGUGCGCGCGUGCGGCGCCGAGGCCAUGCUGCGCCGUCAGUUCGACGAGAAGCAAGACGUGCACACUGCCGCAUGGUAUCUUUCUCUGGUGACGAAUGCCGCCUUCAUUAUCUGGUUGUGUCUGAUAUCUGGCGCUUACGUGCUUGUUGUGGCUUACACGUUCCUCUUCCUAGAUGACGCAUCAACCAAGUCCGGCAACGUGGGGUUAGCUGUCAGUCAAGCCUUAAUAUUAGUGACGUCAGUGCAAUACGGCAUCAAACAAGUGACUGAAGUGAUAUCUCAGAUGACAAGUGUGGAGAGAAUAGUGCAGUUCACUAAACUGCCGCAAGAGCAGAUCGAGGGUCCGCCGGCGCCGCCCGCCUGGCCCAAGAAGGCUAAGCUCAUAUUCAAGGACCUAUACCUGAGAUACGAUGAGGAGUUCGAUCCGGUGUUGAAGAACUUGAAUAUUGUUAUUGAGAGUGGAUGGAAGGUGGGUGUUGUUGGUCGCACGGGCGCUGGCAAAUCGUCGCUGAUCUCGGCUCUGUUCCGUCUGGCGCCGCUGGAGGGACAGGUGCUCAUUGACGACGUCGACACGGGCAAAAUUGCACUCAAGGACCUUCGCUCUAAGAUCUCGAUCAUUCCGCAAGAGCCGGUGCUAUUUUCCGCCAGCCUCCGCUACAACUUGGAUCCAUUUGAGAAAUACACCGACGCUGAUAUUUGGAAAGCACUUGAGCAGGUGGAGCUCAAGAACCUGGUCUCCUCGCUGUCGGCGCCGGUGCAGUCCGGUGGCACUAACUUCAGCUGCGGGCAGCGGCAGUUGCUCUGCCUGGCGCGCGCCGCGCUCGCACGGAACAAGCUGCUGGUACUGGAUGAAGCUACCGCCAAUGUCGACCCUAACACUGACGCGUUGAUCCAGAAGACGAUACGGACCUGCUUCGCGGACUGCACCGUCCUCACCGUCGCUCACCGGCUGCACACCGUCGCUGAUGCCGACAGAGUUAUCGUGAUGGACGCGGGUCAGAUCAUCGAGAGCGGGCACCCGCACGAGCUGCUGCAGAACGCGGAGGGCUCGUUCAGCGACAUGGUGAAGCAGCUGAGCGCCGCGGCCGAGCAGAGCCUGCGCGAGGUGGCCGCGCGCGCGCACACGCAACACAUCCGCUACGCCGACGAACAAAACUAGUACUUACGUGUAACUAUUGUAAAUAUUAUAUGCAUGUGUAGUGAGUAACAGGGUGUUGAGAGUAUGGUAGAUACUUAUACAGGGUGUUGCAAAAACCCUUUUUGCAAUACCCCGUAUAUUUGAUUUAGUGACUUAUUGGUAGAUUCUGAAGGUACCGAAUUGAAAUUUUAACACUUUUUUAUACCUUGAUGAGGUAUUAAGAUUAUACAGCGGCGAUAAAAUUGCCUAUAGAUACUAUGAGUAUUUAUGUAAAUGUAACUUGUACAGUUAAUACUUUUUAAAAUUGUUUAUUAAUCAUUCGAAGCCUUCUACUGGUGAAAAACGAAAGGGGCUUUUUAAUUUAUAGAUGACUUGCACCGAAGGAAUUAGUCAGCCCCAAUCUGUAUAAUUUUAUAGUCUGAUUGAUUGUGAAUUUAAUGAAUGAUCAACAACCAGACUAAGACUAAUAGAUAUGGGGCCAAUAUUUCUACAUUGUAUUAUUUGUAUUAUAUGUUAUAAAACACUUAACACAUGAGUGUUUGCUUUACAAAUUAUAGUUUUCCACUAUUCGAUGGUCAACGAAUGAAAUGCUGUCAAUUUACGUCAGCACCGCCCUAGUUGGCCGUGUGUCCCUGAACCAGUAAUUGACUAAUGAUAAUUGAAUAGAUAAAAGUAAGGUACUUUCCCAGGUAAAAUCCCUUUAUUGCAUUUGUUAUUUAUAAAUCUCUUUUAGCAAUUAGGUAAAUAUUAAGAUUCAUGCCUCUAGUGCCCAGUAUGAUAAAGUACUUACCUCUCUGAAAUAUAUAUUUUAUGGGUAGAUAUGAACGAUAUAUUUAUUUGAUUGGUUUUAUAACUUUAUCAGAGUAUUUUUUUGUAAAACUGUUAUUUAUGUAAGCAUUAGGAAUAUUGCCAAUAUAAGUCCUUCUAUAACUAAAUAAUUAAGCACAAAGUAUACGAAUAAAGUUAAAAUAUUUUUAUAAUGCA
Molecule: messenger RNA, 5472 nt
Organism: Plutella xylostella (diamondback moth)
Lineage: Eukaryota; Metazoa; Arthropoda; Insecta; Lepidoptera; Plutellidae
Product: ATP-binding cassette sub-family C member 4
Biological process (GO): transmembrane transport
Cellular component (GO): membrane
Molecular function (GO): ATP binding; ATP hydrolysis activity; ABC-type transporter activity
Source: RefSeq, a predicted model, not a curated record